Molecule: messenger RNA, 804 nt
Organism: Heterotrigona itama
Lineage: Eukaryota; Metazoa; Arthropoda; Insecta; Hymenoptera; Apidae
Source: the annotation of a GenBank genome assembly
AUGGAAUUGAAUUGUUCAAACUAUGUUCUACCGAAGGGCAUACAUGGUCCGCUGAAAUAUAUGCUGGACAAAGUACUAGUGGAAUCAGGCAAGUCGGCAUAGAAAGACGUUUGCACUGAGCGUACUUACAAACAAAUUGUUAGAUGAAUGGUAUACUUUAUUUGUUAAUAAUUUUUAUACCAGUUAUGAGCUAACACUUAAAUUUUUGAAUUUCAAAACACAUGUCGUUGGAACAUGUGUACGUCACAACAAGAAAUUUAUGCCAAAAUACGUUAUCUCUUACCCAUUAAAAAGAGGUGAGAUGAUAUCACGGAAAAAUAAUGGCAUUGUGGUACUAAAAUGGAGAGAUGUCCAUGAUGUCAGAAUAUUGUCAACAAAACAUGCAACCAUUAUGGUAUCAAAUUCGAAUUCCUUCACUCAUCGCGGUCGUGAAAAUGAAACGUUUAGUACUUACAAUAAUGGAAACUCUGGCAUAGACAGAAGCGACCAAAUGGUAUCAUAUGUAACAACAAUACGGAAAAGCAUCAAAUGGCAUCGGAAAUUGGCAAUACAUUUACUUGUAGGGACCUCCUAUAAAGGAUGUGCGUUCUCUGUUACCAAAGGAAGAGAUAAAUUCUUGAACGUCAGGAAGCGAAAAAAAUUUUUAAAAUUUUUUAAAAAGACUGCAACAUAUUGUUCUAAUUGUCUCAAAUUACCUCAAAUGUAUGUUUUAAUAAAUAUCAUACUAAGCAAUAAUGUUAUUAUAUAAUGUUAUUUAUUACUUAUUAUUUUAAAUAUUUUAUAUAUAGUAUAUGUAUAUUUUAA